GGAUUUUUGGCUGGUUCAAAAAUUUAUGUUGAUUUUGCUGAUAAAGAUGGAGAAGAAUUUGAUAAAGCAUAUGACUUAUUAAUAGAAGAACUUAAACGAAAUGGAUUGAACGAUACCAAUGGAAAUAAAGACAAUACAACGACCAGUGGAACUGUAACUGAAACAGAAUCUAAACCGGAAGAACCCAAAAAAUCUAAAGAGUCCCAAAAACUAGAAGAAUCGAAAAAAUCUAAAGAACCAAAAAAAGAAUCUGAGCAACCCUGCGUUCAAACAAGACAAUACUUAAACGUUCCUUUAGCAUCAAUGUGGAAUGAUCAACAUGUUAAAGAGUUUCUAACUGAUCAUCAACUUGAUCAAUUAUUACCUAUUUGUGAAUCGAUGGAUGGUGAAGCAAUUAUUGAAUUUCAUCAUUCAUGUGAAACAAAACCUGAUAUUAUGUAUGGAUUAAUUAAUAAAUCAAAAGAACAUCCAUUAUCAUUUGGUAUUUAUUUUAAAUUUAUUGCUAAAUUAAAGAAGUAUUUACCACAAAAAUCAAUGCGUAAAAUUUAUUUUCAAUACAAAUUUGUUUAUCCGUCAUCGAGUACAACUGAAUCAGCAACAACAGAAAAAGAAAAUAAUCAACCACUAUAA
Messenger RNA from Rotaria sp. Silwood1, 630 nucleotides. The record is from the annotation of a GenBank genome assembly. NCBI's taxonomy places the organism in Eukaryota, Metazoa, Rotifera, Eurotatoria, Philodinida, Philodinidae.